This is a messenger RNA of Spirodela intermedia, 2960 nucleotides long. The record is from the annotation of a GenBank genome assembly. Lineage: Eukaryota; Viridiplantae; Streptophyta; Magnoliopsida; Alismatales; Araceae.
AUGGGAGGGAGAGCCUCGCCAGGUCCUCUCCCGCUCUUCCUCAUCGUCCUUCUCCAUGUUCUCGCGCUCGUAAGCUGUAGGGUCGCCGGCGCCGCCGGCACGGUAGAUGGGUCGGAGGAGUGGGGCUACGUGGAAGUCCGACCAGGCGAGCGAAUUCAUCCUCCCUCCUCCUCAGAUUUCCGGCGACCUUCCCGGGUUCUUCCCUCUAAUUAUUUAUCUUCCAUUGAUGCAGGGGCUCACAUGUUUUGGUGGCUCUACCGGAGUCCCCAAAGAGUGGACGAGCCCUCCGCCCCUUGGCCUACAGUUCUCUGGCUUCAGGGCGGGCCUGUGAGUUCUCGCCCUCCCCCUUCUCUCUCUUCUCUCUCUCUCUCUCUCUCUCUCUCUCUCUCUCUCUCUAUCUCUAUCUAUCUCUCUCUCUAUGAUCAUGCCUCAAUUUUGAUUAAGUAGCCCGAAAGCUUAAGCGAUUUUCCAUUAUUGACCACGAUCAAAGGGUGCUUCCGGCGUCGGGAUUGGCAAUUUCGAAGAGAUUGGACCUCUGAACACCGAUCUGAGGCCUCGGAGCUCUACGUGGUUGCAGAUGGCUGAUCUUCUCUUCGUGGUCAGCCUCGCUCUCUCUCUCUCUCUCUAUCUGUCUAUCUAUCUGUCUUCGCCAGUGCUCUGAAAAUGAUUUGGCUUUCUUCUCGGAGCACCGGCAGGACAACCCAGUCGGAACCGGGUACAGCUUCGUCGAGGACGAGAAGGCGCUGGUGAAGACCGACGAGCAGGCGGGGGCGGACCUGACCUUCCUCUUGAAGGAGCUCUUCAACAGGAACCCCCAGCUCCAGCGCAGCCCUCUCUACAUUGUCGCCGAAUCCUACGGCGGGAAAUACGCCGUCAGUCUUGCCCUCUCCGCCAUCAACGCCAUCCAAUCCGGCCAGUUGAAGCUCCAACUCGGGGGUCCUUCUCUCGGCUCUUGACAGCUCUCCUCCUCCUCCUCCUCCUCCUCUCAUUCUCUUCCGCCUCCACUGCAGGAGUGGCGCUGGGCGACAGCUGGAUUUCUCCCGAGGACUUCGUGGUCUGUCCUUCUGAAACUCCAGUCGCAGAGACCCCCACAUUCAGAUUACUAUAAAAAUCCCUCAAGAUCCUGCUCCUCUAUCCUGCGUGCAGUUUUCCUGGGGGCCGCUGCUCAGGGAUGUCUCCCGUCUGGACAUCAGCGGCCUGGAGAAGGCCAACAGGUCACUCUCACCACCCCUUCCCGGGUCUGAGGGUUAGAGAGAGAUUAGGCUUUUCUCCCUCUAAUGCGGUCCAAAUCCGGCCCCCAUGCAGAGUAGCGGAGCAGAUAAAGGAGCAGAUCAAGACCGGCCAGUUUGGGCAGGCCACCGAUUCCUGGAGCCUGCUCGAGGACGUCAUCCUUGCCGGCAGCAACUUUGUGGUGAGUCCGGGUCGACCUGAAUCUUCCCUCUCUCUCUCUCUCUCUCUCUCUCUCUCUCUCUCUCCUCUCUCCCUCCUUAUCUAUCUAUCUAUCUAUCCAUAUUUCUAUAUAUCUAUCUAUCUAUCUAUCUAUCCAUAUUUCUAUAUAUCUAUCUAUCUAUCUAUCUAUCUAUCCAUAUUUCUAUAUAUCUAUCUAUCUAUCUAUCUAUCCAUAUUUCUAUAUAUCUAUCUAUCUAUCUAUCUAUCUAUCCAUAUUUCUAUAUAUCUAUCUAUCUAUCUAUCUCUCUAUCUCUCUAACCGGGUCCCUCCGGACUGUGCUCAGGACUUCUACAACUUCCUUCUCGAUUCCGACAUGGACCCGGUGUCGGAGACGGCGGCGGAGCUGUCCCGGUCCAUCGUCGUGAAGAAGUACUCGACCUAUCUCGCCUCCAAGGCGGCAGCGGCCUCCGGCGGCGGCCUCGGCAGCCUCAUGGACGGCCCCAUCAGGGAGAAGCUCAAGAUAAUCCCCAAGAACGUGAGGUACGUAGACGCUCUGUAAACAAUGGUCUCCAUGAUCUUGGCGAGGAUGAUAACAUAAUGGCGGCGGUGAUGAGCAGCUGGGGAGGGCAGUCGGAUGCGGUGUUCAACGCUCUGUCGAACGAUUUCAUGAAGCCCAGGAUCGCCGAGGUAACCCCGGAAGCUUUCUCCAUUAAUGGCAGCUGCAACUGAGUGGUGGAGUCUUGACUGUUCGAACGUGGACCAGGUCGACGAGCUGCUGUCCAGAGGGGUCAACGUCACCGUCUACAACGGACAGGUAGGCUCACCAUGGUCAACGUCUCGUUGCCAGCCUGUUGUUAGCGGCUGCACCGUCUACUCCUUAAAGAUGAUGGGGGGGACCUUUUAUGAUCUGAUCAUCAUGCAGCUCGACGUGAUAUGCGCCACCAAGGGUACCGAAGCCUGGCUCCAGAAGCUCAAGUGAUCUCUCUCUCUCUCUCUCUUUCUCUCUCUCUCUCGCUCGCUCGUUCUCUAAUGAGUUCAUCUGCAGAUGGGAAGGGCUAAACAACUUCAAUACGGUGAAUAGAACUCCCAUCUACUGCCGAGGCGACGGAGGGACGAAGGGGUUCACCAAGUCUUAUAGGAAUCUGCGUUUCUACUGGAUCCUUGGGGCCGGACAUUUCGUGAGCUCUCUCUCUCUCUCUCUCUCUCUCUCUUUCUCUCUCUCUCUCUCUAUAUAUAUAUAUAUAUAUCUUCCUACGACGGGGAGGAGGACCCGUGAUCUGUCUUCUUGUGUUCUUUUUCCUUCCGUGCUUUGUCCGCUCUUUUGGACUCCGCCACACCACGGAAUAUCGGCUCACACACCAUCAAACCAGGAGAGAGAGAGAGAGAGAGAGAGAGAGAGAGUAGAUAGGGAGUCUAGGGAUGGAAAGAGAAUCUCUAGAGAGAGAGAGGGGAGCUAUGAUGGAGUAUUGACGAAGGUCUCCUUCUUGGUCGGCCAGGUGCCCGUCGAUCAGCCCUGUGUGGCCUUGAAGAUGCUGCGAGAGAUCACCCGAUCGCCCGCCGCCGCUGCAUGA